Apis cerana (Asiatic honeybee) is the source of this 1027-nucleotide messenger RNA. RefSeq names its product cytochrome b-c1 complex subunit Rieske, mitochondrial. Gene Ontology annotation, molecular function: quinol-cytochrome-c reductase activity; 2 iron, 2 sulfur cluster binding. Gene Ontology annotation, cellular component: membrane. Lineage: Eukaryota; Metazoa; Arthropoda; Insecta; Hymenoptera; Apidae. The record is from RefSeq and is a predicted model, not a curated record.
AACACUAAACAAAACGCAAUUGAAAACGCAAACGAAUUAUUUACAUGUUAAUAGGUAAUGAUUAAUAGAAAACUAAACACAAAUGUCAUUAUCUUUUCUAUCGAUUUUUUCUCGAUUUCCAAUCGAAAACUACUUAAAUGCGAGUGCAUUGACAUUUUAUUUAAAAUAUCGGUAUGCACAUACUGAUUUACCAAAACCAGACUUUCAAGAAUAUCGUCGAAAAUCUCUUCUUAAUUCAAAUAUAUCGGCUAAACGAAGUACUGAUGAACGAAGAACAGCAAAUUAUGCUGCAUCUUUCGUGGCAGGUGUCGCAGCACUUUAUGGGUUAAAAUCUCACAUAUUACAUUACAUAUUUUUUCUUGCUCCAUCACGAGGUAUUUUGGCGGAAGCACAAAUUGAAAUUAGUUUACGAGAUAUACCGGUAGGAAAAGUAUCAAUAUUUAAAUGGCAAGGAAAGCCGAUUUUCGUUUAUCAUCGCUCUCAAUCCAUUAUAGACCAAGAAAGAUUAGUAAACAUUGCAGAAUUAAGAGAUCCUGAAAGCGAUAACGAAAGAGCUAAGCGACCUGAAUGGUUAAUUGUCAUUGGUAUUUGCACACAUCUUGGUUGUGUGCCAAUUCCUAAUGCCGGUAUAAUACGUGGUGGAUUUUAUUGUCCAUGUCAUGCAUCUCACUUUGAUGCAGCUGGACGUAUACGUAGAGGACCAGCACCUACCAACUUAGAAAUACCUGAAUAUAAAUUUCUCACCGAUGAUACUAUUCUUAUUGGCUAACUACCGUACUUGAUAUUUAUCAUUGUUCUAUUAAUUUAAUACUUUUUUUUUAUUCUAUUUAAUAUAAUAUUAAUCUUUAUUAUUUAUUUCUAUAAAAAUGAAACUAUUUCUUUUUUUUUCUUAUUAUUUCUAUAAUUUUUUACAUAUUAUUAUUAUUAUUAAUUAUUAAUAUCAUCGCAAUAUUUGUUAAUUAUUAUCUUCGUUGUCUUAAAAAAAUAUAUAAAUAAAUAAAAAUAUAUAGAUGGCGCUAAAGCCACA